Messenger RNA from Ixodes scapularis (black-legged tick), 4380 nucleotides. RefSeq names its product transcription factor E3 (gene Mitf). Gene Ontology annotation, biological process: regulation of transcription by RNA polymerase II. Gene Ontology annotation, molecular function: RNA polymerase II cis-regulatory region sequence-specific DNA binding; protein dimerization activity; DNA-binding transcription factor activity, RNA polymerase II-specific. The coding region runs from base 82 to 1470 and encodes 462 amino acids. Lineage: Eukaryota; Metazoa; Arthropoda; Arachnida; Ixodida; Ixodidae. The transcript has 7 exons. The record is from RefSeq and is a predicted model, not a curated record. Gene Ontology annotation, cellular component: nucleus.
UGGCAACGCGAAGCCAGCGAAGCGGCGACGAUUAGAUUUGGUGGAGAGAUUCGGUGUUUGGAUGUCGCGCUCGGAGCCGUCAUGUCUGAGCACUUCAAGGAGUCCGGCGUGGACCUCCAUUUCGACGAAAUGAUGGCGGCCUCUUCGCUCAGCCUGCACGAGAGCAACGGCGCGUCGCCGUACAGUUUCUACGAGGUGAAAAAUCGCACCGUGGUGCCGUCGCUACCGCCUCCACAGGCGAGCGCGGCCAUGAAAGGGGGACGUCCCCCGCUGCCCCUGAGCCGCACCAACCUGAAGCAGCAGCUGAUGCGCCACCAGAUGGAGCAGGAGGAGCGCCGCCAGAGGGAGCUGCAGAGUGCCAUGGGAACCCCUCCGGCCUCGUCGGCCAUCUGCGUGCCGGGCAUCCAGGAGCGGAUGCCCGCAGAGAUCCUCGUGCCCACACAAGUGCUCCAGGUCGAGUCGCGUCUGGAGAACCCGACCCGCUACCAUGUGGAGCAGAGCAAGAAGCGGCAGGUGAAGCAGUUCCUGAGCAGCAGGGCCCAGGCGGAGCUGGGGAGUGCCCAGCCCUUCAGCCCUGAAAGCCCGGCCUCCGUGCCACACAGCGGGUCGGCCGCCACCAGCAACUCGGAGUUUGACGACGCCUUCGACGACAUCUCGCACUUCGAGAACGAUGACUUCCUGACCACACUGGGCGGCCAUGCCACAGUUCCGGGCUCCAUGGUGGAGUUCGAGGACGUCUGGCCGGGUGCGGGCAAGAACAAUGUGUCAUCGUCCUGUCCCCCCGACCUGGCCUUGGUCAAGGAGGAAGACCUCCCGCUGUUCGACAACGACCUUAGGGCACUGGCCAAGGACCGCCAGAAGAAGGACAACCACAACAUGAUUGAGAGGCGGAGAAGGUUCAACAUCAACGAUCGCAUCAAGGAGCUGGGGACCUUGCUUCCGAGGACAAACGACAGGCAUUACGAGCUGGUGCGGGACCUCCGCCAGAACAAGGGCACGAUCCUGAAGGCGACGGUGGACUAUGUGCGCACCCUCAAGAAGGAGACGGAGAAAAUCAGCGUGGUGGAGGAGAGGCAACGGGUGCUCGAGCAGCAGAACAAGGAGCUGCUGCUCAGGAUACAGGAGCUGGAGCACACGAUUCGGAUGCACGGCAUCUCCCUGUCGAGCCAGACGUGGCAGCCCACGUCAGACACCCAGCUGAGCGCCCUUCUGGGCUCCGAACAGGCGGUGCUGAACGAGCUGCUCGAGGACUUCAGCAUCAAGGCGGAGGCCCCCAGCCCAUCCCAGAGCCCCAGCUCAGGCCUCAGCUCGGCGCCCAGCGCUAGUCCCGGCCACGCCCUGGGACACUACGAGGACAUUAUGGACGACGACUCCGUGACAUGCCCCAACGACCCCCUGGCAUGCCCGAACGACCCCCUGUUGUCCUCCUCCCACGUGAACUCCCCGACCACCAUGGACUACCAUGGAUAGCCGAGACGGGGGGCGCCAGGCCACCCCUCGACCCCUCGGCCCGGUGCUUCGUCUCCAUGGGCGCCACGCUUCGCGAACCCCCCGCUGCUGCGGGCAACGCGGUGCAGCACUCGCCUUUCCCGUGCUCGGGCUUUGCGAGGACUACCCGGAGGACGUUGAUGCAAAGGGGUUGUGUGCGGAUUGUGCGAAGAUUCCGCCAGAAAUCGAAAGAACAAUGCAAGGUUUCCAUGAGGUGUGGGCAUGAGCUUGCGAGGGCUCUGGCGGGAGUCAUGUUGCACGCUUAACCUCAAAGUUUGUCUAGUUCAAUGUGCUAUCUGUUCCCGGGUGCCACGACUGGGGCGAGGGGGUGUGCAUUUGCUUGCAUGCUUGCGGCGCGCCUCUGAAUUGUGGAAGUGCGAGUGGUUUAAAAGCAAGUUUUUCCGACGGGGCAUUUUUUUUUUUUUUUUAUGAGUCCAUAUAGACUUGACAUAGGUUGGUUCCUGUGGCGGGUGACGAAGGGGCAUUUUCUGUCGGCCUGAUCUCUUAUGAGCCUGUUGGUGAGACAGGACUGGUCUUCCUAAGUCACGAGAGUAGCGCUUUCAACAGCCAUAGCUCGAUUGGGGCAGCGAGUGACUUGCCCCGCUGCAUGCUCAAGGUGUUUUUUUUGUCUAGUUGCACGGGCAUCAUUGUUCAUUUCCAUUUUUGGGUUUCUUACCCUCUUUCAUGCUUCCCCCUUUGUGUUUUACUUCCGAGGGGUCUCCGGUUUCUAGGAAGAAGGCAGCAUUCUUUCUCGAACGAGGACACAGCGCUGAGAGAUGUGCUAAAGAUGCUUCUCUCCAGAGCCAAAGCUUAUUCAAACAUCAUCAAAAUCCUCAGAAGGUUACAAUUGGUGUGUUGCAAUCUUUGUCUGUCUUACAGGGCAGUUUGACCAUCCACAUUGACAGCAAGCUCAUUUUUCAUUCGUGUAGCCUUUCUUACCCUUAAGGGGCAAAAGGAAGCUGUUUUGCUGUUGUUGGAAUGCAUUAGCAUUCGAUUAGUUUACGGAUGGCCUCCAUAGACAUUGGAAAGGCAUAGACUGAUGUUCGAGAACAAUGUUUUGUUGCGUCGGUAUUUAGUUUCUACGGCAGUUAACGGGAGCUUAGAAUCGGCCCGUGUUAAACCGUGCCUUUGUGCCAUAGCUUGUUACAUAGUGGUUAUCUUGCUAGUGGCUAUAUGUACCCUAUUCAUUUUGUGAUAACCUUUCUUUUGGUCAGAAAGUUUGUCCAGUUCUGGUCAGUAAAAAUCUGGGCUUGAUGAGCUUAGAUGCUAUUAGAGAUUGGUCCAGCAGUCUAUGGCAAGCUGUCUGCAUUACCUUUGUUGUACAUAGCCCUUCUUUGUAAAUAGUGUCCCAUUUGUGUACAUAGCGAUUGAAGUUGACAGUGCAAGAGCAGUGUCUUGUUGGAGGAGAAGAGAAAGCACAGAGUAUAUUUUUACAGCAUAGCUUCAGGAAGCAUGAGGUUAUAUAAGUGUUACAUGUUCUAUAUCAGUCAGCCAGGAGCCUUACAUUGGUUGUGCAAUAAGAAGAGUUGUGCCAUUCGUUUUGAAGCGUCGGCAUGUCGAAGUCGGCCCUCUGGGAAGGCCACCCUUUCCAGUUGUUGCAGGAUCGACGACUGAGGGAAGUUGCUGUUAUCAUUAAAGGACACAUGCAAAGGAAAAAACAUUUUUUUUAAAUGGCUUAGUUGGAAAAAGGACACCAUAAAACGAUUUUACAACGAAGAAAAAAAAUUUUUAGAGCUAUAUUUACGGCGCAAAACGAAUUUGUAGUUGGCGCCCGCGGGCACCGCAGAAAAGUGGUCCGUAUUUGUCACGUGACUGGUCCUUAUUUAUCACGUGGUGCUUGCGCUCUUUCGGAAGCUUCCUAUGGCCUCUAAAAGUAACUUAUUCAUCUUUGUAUUGAAGUAUAACAAAAAGCCAAGACGAAUAAGUAACUUUUAGAGCCCAAAGGAAACUCCUGAAAAAGCGCAAGCAGACGUGAUAGACCUGUGCGCCGGUCAGACGACGGCGGCGGCGCCCCGAAGUAGACGAACUUGUGCGGCGACGGCGGCGUGGAGAAACGCGUUGAAGCGGCGUUCGCACAACGCUCAGCGUGCGGCGGCGACGCAGCGCGGCGGCGUGCGGGCCUACCACGUGACCAGCGGAGGCUCCCGCGAGCGCCAACUACAAAUUCAUAUAGCGCCGUAAAUAUAGCUCUAAAAAUUUUGUUUCUUCGUUGUAAAAUCGUUUUAUGACAUCCUUUUUCCAUCUAAGCUGUCUAAAACAAAAAAUGUUUUUUUCCUUUGCAUGUGUCCUUUAAGGAGGCUUUUCACCAGGAUCUUGCAUGUCCUGUCCAUCAGUCAUGUGCAGAGAAUGUGUAAACAUCGUUGUGAAGUCACGAGUUCGCCACUGGUCAUAUUGGUGGUCAUUAAUCUCCACUGGGGACUAAAGAACUGGACAGACAUGGAGUCACUUUGUUUGAAACAUUUUCUAUUGGCAACUACACAGUCUGCAUGCAAGGUUUAACAGUGCCCUCGCAUAAAUAUUAAAUUAGUACAUGUGGCUCGAUGGGUAUUUACAGGUGAGGGUGGCAUCCUAUCCAUUCACUUUUUUGGCAUGUUUGUCACUUGUAGGUCCUUGAGACUUGACUCAGGCUUUUCUCUUGGAGCUGUAGGAAGAACAGAAGAGAAGAGAUGGAUGUUAGCUGGCUAGUCACCUACCCGCGGGCACUCGAGACUCCUCGAAGCUCGGGGGAGGAGCUAGGAGUGCCUGAAAUACUUCUUGGUUGUUGCUUUUAGCCGGUUAUUUGUACACAGGCGUGCCUUCGAGCGGCCAAGGAGAAGUCAGAAUUUAUGCAAACAGCUACAUAUUUGAUUUCAGUUUGACACAAUGAAAUAAAUGUUGUAUGCAAUAGUGAAA